Molecule: messenger RNA, 597 nt
Organism: Phaedon cochleariae (mustard beetle)
Lineage: Eukaryota; Metazoa; Arthropoda; Insecta; Coleoptera; Chrysomelidae
Source: the annotation of a GenBank genome assembly
AUGAGAUUGAAGAGAGAAGCCUGUUGCCAGAAAUCCUACUAUCAGAGGGAUCAAUAUUUGGUCUUUGUAUCGGUGACUACAAAACAGGGAGAUGAAGCAAUGAGCUAUAGAGUACCCAAAUGUGUCGUUCAUUCUUCUACAGAGUGUUCAAAGGAAGCUCUGCCAAAUAAAAAUAUCUGCAGACAAGACAACGGAGGAGCAGAAGAUGUCGAAAUGGGAAAAUGUCUUAUAGCAGUCAAUGUAACGGCUGGAGAUUCUAGAGAUCCAGAGCACAGAGGAAGGUUUUUCGCAUUCGCGCCAACUCAUCAUUUGAUUCCGGGUCAUGUAGACAAAUCUUUUUGGUAUUGGCAAUACAUUUUCUAUAACGAAUCUCAGAAAAAGCAGGACCGACUGCUUAUAGUAAAUAUCGAACCACUUCUAAGGCGCUGUUGGGAUUAUAACCAAGAAUCAAACAUCUUGAAAAUGAUUGCUCAGCAGUGGCAUCAUGAACGACUGUCUAGAGAGUUUGAUUACUUCAGACCACGUAGACACCGUAUCCCUCGUGUAAUACAUGAUAAUGUGUCUGGAGAUUAUUCAAACAAAGCACCAACCAUAUAA